Molecule: messenger RNA, 618 nt
Organism: Phytophthora infestans T30-4
Lineage: Eukaryota; Oomycota; Peronosporomycetes; Peronosporales; Peronosporaceae
Exons: 3
Coding region: 1-618 (205 amino acids)
Source: RefSeq, a predicted model, not a curated record
AUGUAUCGCGAUUUGACGAUUUCCAGCGAUGUUCCAGCCGCCAAGCUGACCAAAGCUCUCAAGACAGGCAAUCUAAGUCUUACUGCAAACCAACUCAAGGGUGCAGGCUCUGUGAUCCAUCUCCACCCAGCUUCGUAUGAGAAAGCACUAAAGGCUCGCAAGGCAGGUCGUGGUGUUAGACUUGAUAUCACACGUCAUGAUAUCAAUAAAGGAUACAAGAAUCUCCAAGGGGGAUCCAUUUGGAACAGCGGAUUGCUUUCAAAGGGAUUAGCCGCGGCGGUUCCGGCUCUUGCGUCAGCGUUUGGGGCCUCUCAAGCAGCAAUCCCAGCGAGAGCAGCUAUUAAGUCAUUGACCAGAGUUGGUUUAAAUGACUCUGAAAGUGAUAUAGAGAAAGUGGGAGGACGUGUAUCUAUAGCGGAUGUUAAGACGGCGCCAAAACGGCUCUCGGGUAUUCUAAACCAAACGGAACAUGAAACUCUAAUCAAGUCAGUGCGAGGUGAGGUAAAGAGACGUUAUGGUAUGGGAGUUUCUAGGAAAUUAGCUAAAGGCAGUCAUGAAAUGAAGGCUAAAAUGGCCGCUUUGCGUGCUAAACGGCGAGGGGGAAAUUUUCGGUUUUGA